AUUAGAAUUAAGCCUGCGGCUAAACAAGCAUGUAUCCGUCGCGAGGCUUUUCGAGAAGCGAUGUGGAAAUAUUCCCCGUUUGUGAGGCUUUCCGAGAUGAGAAGCUGAACAUUGCCCCUUUUCAAGGCUUUCAGGAACAGAAGCUCCCUGGACAUGGCUCUAUCACGAGGCUUUUCGAGACAGGAAGCUGUCCGAACAUCAAGUACAAAUAGACCACUACUUUCCGUUCAUUCUCUCUAUCAUCAAUCCAAAGCAUCAACUCAUCAGCUCAUCCACUCACCAACUCAUCUACUCAUCUACUCAUCCAUCCAUUAACUCAUCAACUCAAUCCCCUUUCAAGAUAUAUCUUUAUACUCUUACCACCUUAUUCACCAUGAAGUUCACACUUUUUGCUGCUGCCGCCGCUCUGGCCUCUACCGCUGUUGCCUUCCCAAUCACAGGCGACAGUGUCAACUGCCGCUCUGGGCCAGGCACAAGCUAUGCUGUGAAGAAGUCCUACGCCAAGGGCCACGAUGUUACGAUAACCUGCCAGACUGGAGGAACCAGCGUCAGCGGAAACAGCAUCUGGGAUAAGACAUCCGAUGGCUGCUAUGUUGCCGAUUACUACGUCAAGACUGGCUCCAGUGGCUAUGUCAAGCCGAAGUGCAGCACUGGCGGAGGCAGCUGCUCUGCGCCUAAAUCGAAUGCGGCCACCGUCGACCUCAUUGCUGAGUUUGAGGGUUUCGUCGCCAAAGUUUACAUUGAUGCCACUGGCCACCCAACUGUCGGCUAUGGCCAUCUUUGCACCAAGUCAAAGUGCGCCGAGGUCGGAUACCCGAUCCCGCUUUCCAAGGCCAAUGGCAAGAAGCUCCUCGCAACAGACAUGGCUAAAGCCGAGAAAUGUGUUACCGCCAUGCUCAACUCCAAGGCGGUACUCAACGCGAACCAGUACGGUGCUCUGGUUAGCUUGGCCUUCAACGUCGGGUGCGGGGCUGUUCAAUCGUCUUCUAUUGUCACACGUCUCAACAAGGGCGAGAAGGCUGCUACUGUCUACCCUCAGGAGUUCCCCAAGUGGGUUCACGGUGGUGGCAAGGUCCUUCCUGGUCUCGUUCGCCGCCGCAACGCUGAGGUUGCACUGGCCAAAAAGGCUGCUGGCAAGGCCCUCCCUUGCUAAAUUAUCUAGCAUUGUUAGAUGGGGGUUUGCAUCUUAUUUGUACGGCAGAUGAAGUGGAUUUAAAGGGGCUUUUCACAGUUAGUUUGGUAUAUAGUUUUGUAUGUUUAGAUUCGUUAGAGUAAAAUGUUUCAUCAUAG
This is a messenger RNA of Pseudogymnoascus verrucosus, 1290 nucleotides long. RefSeq lists its product as uncharacterized. The coding region runs from base 374 to 1153 and encodes 259 amino acids. The record is from RefSeq and is a predicted model, not a curated record. Gene Ontology annotation, molecular function: lysozyme activity. NCBI's taxonomy places the organism in Eukaryota, Fungi, Ascomycota, Leotiomycetes, Thelebolales, Thelebolaceae. The transcript has 3 exons. Gene Ontology annotation, biological process: peptidoglycan catabolic process; cell wall macromolecule catabolic process.